AAGUGCCUGCUGCCUCUUCAGUUGGCUUUGGAAUCUAAGAAUGUGAAGCUGGCCCAACAUGCGUUGGCAGGAAUACAGAGGCUUCUGUCAGAAGAGAGGUUUGUAUCCAUGGAAACAGAUUCAGAUGAGAGGCAGCUGCUCAAUCAGAUCCUGAAUGCUGUGAAAGUGACGCCUUCCCUCAAUGAAGACCUGCAGGUGGAAGUGAUGAAGGUUUUACUCUGCAUCACUUACACCCCGAUGUUUGACCUGAAUGGGAGUGCAGUGCUGAAGAUUGCAGAGACACUGCAGAGGUCAGAGCCAGGAGUCACAGAGCCCUCCUGCACUGACCAAGAAGCCACCAAUAAGAACACCCUGGAAGAACCUCCUCCUGCUAAGAAUAAGGGACCUUUAUCCUUUGGGCAUGACUACAACUCAGCAUAUUUCUAUGCUGCAGAAGCUACAGUUUCAGCCUCCCCAUGGCCAUUCCCUCUCAGAUUGUGUUUAGCAUGCCGUAAAACUGGAUGUCCACAAAUGCAUGAAAUGAUCAAAAUAUCCAUUACGAAACUUCUCACUGCCCUGUGUCUUCGCGUGUUCCCUGUUGAUCAGGGGCCUGUCGCUUUGCACAAGGUGUGCAUUGAAACUUACAUAUGUAGCUGUCACCAGCGUAGUAUAAACACUGCUGUGCGAGCAACUCUCAGUCAAAUGCUGAGUGACUUGACUUUACAGUUACGACAAAGGCAGGAGAAUACGAUCAUUGAAAACCCAGAUAUCCCACAGGAUUUCAGGAGUCAAGGGUUGACAGUAGAGGCCCUCUGUGAUGACCUUGUCUCUGUGCUCACUGUUCUGUGUGAGAAGCUACAAGCUGCCAUCAGUGACAGUCAGCAGCUGCAGCUUUUGUAUUUGGAGUGCAUUCUGUCAGUCCUCACCAGCUCCUCCUCCUCCAUGCACCUGCACAGAGGCUUCACAGACCUGAUCUGGAAAAACCUCUGCCCUGCCCUCAUCGUGAUCCUGGGGAAUCCAAUUCAUGACAAAAGCAUCACCUCUGCUCACAGCAGCAGCACAGGCACAAGCAUUGAGUCAGACUCUGCCUCUCCAGGGGUCUCUGACCAUGGCCGAGGGUCGGGUUGUUCCUCUGUUGCACCAGCCCUGAGCAGUCCUGUGGCUCGGACUAUUUACUACAUUGCAGCUGAGCUGGUACGGCUAGUGGGGUCAGUGGACUCCAUGAAGCCAGUGCUCCAGUCUCUCUAUCACCGGGUGCUGUUGUAUCCUCCACCCCAGCACAGAGUAGAAGCCAUCAAAAUAAUGAAGGAGCUACUUGGGAACCCACAGCGUCUCUGUGAUAUGGCAGGACCUAGCUCCACCGAAUCAGAAUCCAGAAAAAGAUCAAUUUCAAAAAGAAAGUCUCAUCUGGAUCUUCUCAAACUGAUCAUGGAUGGCAUGACUGAAGCAUGCAUCAAGGGUGGCAUUGAAGCCUGCUAUGCUGCUGUGUCUUGUGUCUGUACCUUACUCGGGGCUUUAGAUGAGCUCAGUCAGGGUAAGGGCUUGAGUGAAAUUCAGGUUCAGCUGUUGCUUCUACGCCUUGAGGAGCUGAAGGAUGGAGGAGAGUUAAGCCGAGACUCCAUGGAAAUCAAUGAGGCUGACUUCCGCUGGCAGCGGCGAAUCUUGUCCUCAGAACAUACUCCUUGGGAGGCAGGAAAUGAGAGGAGCCCUGAUAUCAGCAUUAGUGUGACCACUGACACAGGCCAGACUACUCUGGAAGGAGAAUUAGGUCAGACAACACCAGAGGACCACUCUGAAAACCACAAGAACAGUCUCAAGUCACCAGCCAUCCAGGAGACCAAGGAGACUUUGAGUAAAGCAUCAGAACCAGAAGCAAUAGAUCAACCAGAUGUAGUUCAACGAAGCCACAUGGUUGCCUACCCUGAUAUAACUAACUUCCUAUCAGUAGACUGCAGGAUGCGGUCCUACGGAUCUAGAUAUAGUGAGAGUAAUUUUAGUGUUGAUGACCAAGACCUUUCUCGGACAGAAUUUGACUCCUGUGACCAGUAUUCAAUGGCAGCAGAAAAGGAUUCAGGGAGAUCUGAUGUGUCAGACAUUGGGUCAGACAACUGUUCACUAGCUGAUGAAGAGCAGAACCUUCAGGAUCGCCACCGGUCCCUGCGAUCUGCUGCUCUGUCUUUGAAACUGCUGAAAAACCAGGAAGCUGAUCAGCACAGUGCCAGGCUGUUUGUACAGUCCCUAGAGAGCCUCCUUCCUCGCCUGCUGGCUCUUCCCAGUGUGCAAGAAGUGGAUUCAGCUCUCCAGAACUUUGCUUCCACAUUCUGCUCAGGCAUGAUGCACUCCCCUGGGUUUGAUGGCAACAGCAGCCUCAGCUUGCAGAUACUAAUUAAUGCAGACAGUCUGUACACGGCUGCAUACUGUGCUCUGCUCCUCAACCUGAAGCUCUCCCAUGGUGACUACUACAGGAAGCGGCCCCCACUGGCAUCUAGUAUGAUGAAAGAAUUUACAAAGCAGGUCCAGACCAGCGGGGUGCUGAUGGUCUUCUCCCAGGCCUGGAUUGAGGAGCUCUACCAUCAGGUGCUUGAGAGAAACAUGCUUGGAGAAGCUGGCUACUGGGGCAGUCUAGAAGAUAACAGUCUUCCUCUCAUCACCAUGUUGACUGAUAUCGAUGGCUUAGAAAGCAGUGCAAUUGGGGGGCAAUUGAUGGCCUCAGCUUCCACAGAGUCUCCUUUUACCCAAGGGAGGAGAAUUGAUGACUCCACAGUGGCAGGUGUGGCAUUUGCUCGCUAUAUUCUGGUUGGCUGCUGGAAAAACUUGAUUGAUACUUUAUCAACCCCUUUGACUGGCCGAAUGGCAGGAAGCUCCAAAGGGCUGGCCUUCAUCCUAGGAGCGGAAGGCAUCAAAGAGCAGAACCAAAAAGAACGUGAUGCCAUCUGCAUGAGCCUUGAUGGGCUACGGAAAGCUGCACGACUGAGCUGUGCACUAGGAGUUGCAGCUAAUUGUGCCUCAGCCCUUGCCCAAAUGGCAGCUGCCUCCUGUGUCCAGGAAGAGAAAGAGGAAAAGGAAGUUCAAGAACCUAAUGAUGCCAUAGCACAAGUGAAACUAAAAGUGGAGCAGAAACUGGAGCAGAUUGGGAAGCUGCAGGGAGUAUGGCUGCACACAGCCCAUGUCUUAUGCAUGGACGCCAUCCUCAGUGUGGGCUUAGAAAUGGGAAGCCACAACCCAGACUGCUGGCCUCAUGUGUUCAGGGUGUGUGAGUAUGUGGGCACACUAGAGCAUACCCAUUUCAGCGAUGGCACUACUCAGCCUGCUCUGACCAUCAGCCAGCCUUCAAAGGCGUCUGGAAGCUCUGGACUGCUUGGAGACCUGGAGUGUGAAGAUUUAUCUCAUGAGCAGAACCAGGAGCAAGAACGUUCCCUGAGCUCGGCCCCUGUCAUCCAGCCCCUUUCCAUCCAAGAACUCAUUAGGGAAGGUGGCCGGGGCCGGACCUCUGAUUUCCGUGGAGGCAGCCUCAUGACUGGAAGUAGUGCUGCCAAGGCAGUGCUCACACUCUCCACACAGGCUGACAGGCUCUUUGAAGAUGCUACGGAUAAGCUGAACCUAAUAGCCUUAGGAAGUUUUCUUUACCAGCUGAAGAAAGCAUCACAGUCCCAGCUUUUCCAUUCUGUUACAGAUACUGUCGAUUACUCCUUGGUAAUGCCAGGAGAAGUUAAAUCCACCCAAGACCGAAAAAGUGCCCUUCAUCUGUUCCGCCUCGGGGAUGCCAUGCUAAGGAUUGUAAGGGGCAAAUCUAGGCCCCUCUUCCAUGUGCUUCGCUGCUGGAGCCUCGUGGCACCUCACCUAGUGGAGGCUGCCUGCCAUAAGGAAAGACAUGUGUCUCAGAAAGCUGUUUCCUUCAUUCAUGAUAUACUGACAGAGGUUCUCACUGACUGGAAUGAGCCCCCUCAUUUUCACUUUAAUGAAGCACUCUUCCGACCAUUUGAGCGUAUUAUGCGGCUGGAGUUGUGUGAUGAGGAUGUCCAAGACCAGGUCAUCACCUCUAUUGGUGAGCUGGUUGAAGUGUGUUCCACCCAAAUCCAAUCAGGAUGGAGGCCUUUGUUCAGUGCCCUUGAGACGGUGCACACUGGGAACAAGUGUGAGGUGAAGGAAUACCUGGUUGGUGAUUAUUCCAUGGGAAAAGUCCAAGCUCCUGUGUUUGAUGUAUUUGAAGCUUUUCUCAAUACUGACAAUAUCCAGGUGUUCGCCAAUGCAGCCACUAGCUACAUCAUGUGCCUUAUGAAAUUUGUCAAAGGGCUGGGUGAGGUAGACUGCAAAGAGAUCGGAGAUUGUGUUCCAGCACCAGGAACCACAUUCCCAGACUUGUGCCUGCCUGCCCUAGAUUACCUCAGGCGCUGUUCUCAGCUACUGGCAAAAAUCUACAAAAUGCCCUUGAAACCAAUAUUCCUUAGUGGGAGACUUGCUAGCUUGCCUCGAAGACUUCAGGAACAGUCAGCAAGCAGUGAGGAUGGAAUUGAGUCAGUCCUGUCGGAUUUUGAUGAUGAUACUGGUCUGAUAGAAGUCUGGAUCAUCCUGCUGGAACAGCUAACUGCUGCUGUAUCCAAUUGUCCACGUCAGCAUCAGCCACCCACCUUGGAUUUACUCUUUGAGCUGCUGAGAGAUGUUACCAAAACACCAGGACCAGGUUUUGGUAUCUAUGCAGUUGUUCAUCUUCUCCUCCCUGUGAUGUCUGUCUGGCUCCGCCGUAGCCAUAGAGAACAUUCUUACUGGGAUGUGGCCUCCGCUAAUUUCAAGCAUGCCAUUGGCUUGUCAUGUGAGCUGGUAGUGGAACACAUUCAAAGCUUUAUCCACUCAGAUAUCAGAUAUGAGAGCAUGAUCAACACCAUGCUGAAAGACCUCUUUGAAUUGCUGGUAGCAUGUGUGGCCAAGCCCACAGAAACCAUCUCCAGAGUUGGCUGCUCCUGUAUUAGGUAUGUCCUAGUGACAGCAGGCCCUGUAUUCACUGAAGAAAUGUGGCGGCUUGCCUGCUGCGCACUGCAAGAAGCUUUCUCUGCCACACUCAAACCAGUGAAGGAUCUACUGGGCUGCUUCCACAGCGGCACCGAGAGCUUCAGUGGAGAAGGAUGUCAGGUGAGGGUGGCUGCUCCCUCCUCUUCCCCCAGUGCUGAGGCAGAAUACUGGCGUAUCCGAGCCAUGGCUCAGCAGGUGUUUAUGUUGGAUACCCAGUGUUCACCAAAAACACCAAACAACUUUGAUCAUGCUCAGUCCUGUCAGCUCAUUAUUGAGCUUCCUCCUGAUGAGAAGCCAAAUGGACACACCAAGAAAAGUGUUUCUUUCAGAGAAAUUGUGGUGAGCUUAUUAUCUCAUCAAGUAUUACUGCAGAACUUAUAUGAUAUCUUGUUAGAAGAGUUUGUUAAAGGCCCCUCUCCUGGAGAGGAAAAGAUAGUCCAAGUGCCAGAAACCAAGCUGGCUGGCUUCCUCAGAUACAUAUCCAUGCAAAACUUGGCAGUCAUAUUUGACCUGCUGCUGGAUUCAUACAGGACAGCAAGAGAGUUUGACACCAGCCCUGGGUUGAAGUGCCUGCUGAAGAAAGUGUCUGGUAUUGGGGGUGCCGCCAACCUCUACCGCCAGUCUGCUAUGAGUUUCAACAUUUAUUUCCAUGCUUUGGUCUGUGCUGUUCUCACCAAUCAAGAAACCAUAACUGCUGAGCAAGUGAAGAAAGUCCUAUUUGAGGAUGAGGAGAGAAGCACGGAUUCAUCUCAACAGUGUUCCUCAGAAGAUGAAGACAUUUUUGAGGAGACUGCCCAGGUGAGCCCCCCAAGAGGCAAGGAGAAGAGGCAGUGGAGAGCCCGGAUGCCCUCACUAAGCGUCCAGCCCAUCAGCAAUGCAGAUUGGGUGUGGCUGGUCAAGAGGCUUCACAAGCUAUGUAUGGAGCUCUGUAAUAACUACAUCCAGAUGCACCUGGACCUGGAAAGCAGCAUGGAGGAAGCACCAAUCUUCAAGAGUGACCCAUUCUUUAUCCUUCCCUCCUUCCAGUCAGAGUCAUCUACCCCCUCCACUGGGGGGUUCUCAGGGAAAGGCACACCUUCUGAGGACGACCGAAGUCAGAUCCGGGAUCACUUGGGCGAAUCUCUGAGCCUGAGGGGGGGCAAUGGAGAAAUAUUGCUGCUACCCCUGAGCCCCAAGGUGGAGAAGAAGGAUCCCAGUCGAAAGAAAGAGUGGUGGGAGAACGCAGGCAACAGAAUCUACACCAUGGCAGCAGACAAGACCAUCUCAAAACUGAUGAGUGAAUACAAAAAAAGGAAACAGCAGCACAACCUACCUGCAUUUCCCAAAGAGGGAAAAAUGGAGAAGAAGGGAGAAACCCUGGGUCCCAGGGGCCCAGACUCCCCAAUGCUGCAGCGUCCUCAACACUUGAUAGAUCAAGGGCAAAUGAGGCAUUCCUUCAGUGCAGGCCCUGAGCUGCUGAGACAGGAGAAGAGGCCUCGCUCUGGCUCCACUGGCAGCACCCUGAGUGUCUCUGUGAGAGAUGCAGAAGCGCAGAUCCAGGCAUGGACCAACAUGGUGCUAACAGUUCUCAAUCAAAUUCAGAUCCUCCCAGACCAGACCUUCAUGGCCCUCCAACCUGCUGUGUUCCCAUGUAUCAGCCAGCUGACCUGUCAUGUGACUGACAUCAGAGUUCGCCAGGCUGUAAGAGAAUGGCUGGGCAGAGUGGGCCGUGUCUAUGACAUCAUUGUGUAGAAGACUCAACAGUGAUGAAAUACAAUAGAAAGGGUUAGAGUUUACCUGCUAACCCAACUGAUGAGAUUCUCCCCACCAUUAGCCCCAGUGAAACUAUCAGCUGCUCCCUAAACUCAUCAACAUUGGGGCUAUUCUGGAUACCAAAGGUGGUUGUAUCCAGAUAACAGAAAUGAUACUCUGAUUUUGCACAUUAUUUCAGAAGAGUCUGCGUUUCUUGACACAUUUCUAACUCUUGAAGUUUAUUUCUCAUUGCUUUUGUCCAGUGUUGUCCCAUCUGGGCCAUUUUCAAGACUACUGCAGUGAAAAUACUGCAUUCAUCCAUCUUUAUUUUUUAAGAAUGCAAUUGCUAAGGAAAUUUCAGUAAGUCACACACACAUACAUAUAUGUGUCAGGUUGUUGGGAAAGUUGUGAUGCAUUUUUUUCAUAGAAAAACAAAAAAAUAUGAAAUGAGUUUUCUGACACCCAAUUAAUACUCAGAGCUUAUACCAGAAAUUAUUCAUUGGAGACAGACUUGCAUUAUGAUUGUUUUUUGGUGGGCAAGAGCAAGCUAGAAAAGUAUGUUCUUAGGUGUCAUAAGAAAUGACUUCCUCUAUAAACAUUCUAGAACAUUUAAAAAUGAUUCCUAAGUUGCCAGGGUUUUCUAAUUGGUAUUCACCAAUAUCAUAUGAGGUACUGCACUGCUUGUAUUUCUCUCAAAAAGAAGAAAAUUCUUUCCUGGCAGGAUUUACAGUAUGUGGUAGCCUUUGAUGUAUCCAGUGAUAUUGGCUGAUACAGAUAUUGUCAAGAAAUGUUAAGAUUGACCAGCAACCCUGAAUGUCUCAUUAAUCUUUACUUUUGAUCCCAAGGCCAAAAAGGAAAGGGAAAGAGAGAAAGGGGAAAAAAAAAAAAAAAGGUGCCUUAGUCCCUUGUUGCACAAACAUUUCUACUCCAUAGUUAUCUGAAUGCAAGGUUGUAACAUUUGGUUUUUAGGAAACAAAACAAAGUGCAACACAUUUUAUAUCAAUGCCUUUGAUGAAAAGGAACUCAGAGAUCUCCACUCAGUGAGUAGAUUUCUCAGGGAAGGGUACAGGAGCUGUGGGUUAGGGUGACAACUGGAAGGGGUGGGAAAAAGAAAAAUAUGGUGAAAUCAUUUUUAAUCUUAAAAUAUACAGUAACCAGUAAAUUAUGGUAUAGGUUAUUUAAGCUCUAAUUUCGCAAGAAAGUUUAGGGGGAUACAGAAGAAGCCAGUAAUUUAAUUUUUUAAUGUAAAGUAUUUCUCCUGCCUGCCAAGUAAAUUUACCUUAGGUCUAAUAUAUUUUUGUUCCAGUUGAAGUACACACUUCUCUUCCUAGAUCUUACUAGAAAAUUAAUUUGGAAUCUUUAACUUUUUACUUACAGUGUAUUUUAUAUUUCAUAACUCAUAAUAAUUGCGAUGCAUCAAGUCUAUUAUAGGCAGUCUAGAGAUGACAGCUAAUUGCUGAAAUAUGCACUAUAAUUUUCCUAGUCCCUAAUAUUUAUUCAUAAAUAUGUCAUCCUUUAAAGAUAAUCAACUAUUUAGUGUUGGUAUUUGUAAGCUGUAUCUUUCUUUUAAAAUAUAGUUAUGUAAUAGUUACAUAUGUAACUAAAUUUUUAGGAAGACAGAUUGCUCUAAUAUAUUUAGGCAAUCUAAAAAGAACUUUAUGGCUUAGUAUAUCAUUUAGAGAUCUUACGGUCCAGAAAACUUUUUUUUUCAGUUCCACAAAACACUUUCUGCUUUCAGCUUUUAUUCAUUAGAUAAUAAUUCAAGUUUAUAAAUAGAUCUACUUGUUGAAUUGUUGGGAGAGCAGUCAGCUGUGCUCUAUACUUUUUGUAAGUGGAAUUGAAAGUCAGGUAGAUUUUUUUCAUUAACAAAAUCAGUACGUCAGGGUUAAUUGUAGCUUGAGGGUCAGUUUUCUUUUGUAAGUCUCUGAAUAUUUCAUAAUUUACUGGUGGCCAAAUUAAUUCAGGAAAGCAGAGUGUCAAAUCAAAGCAAUUAUAAAAGCCCUACAUGCAGUAACUCCUUUUUAAAAUACAAAAAAUUCAAUAAAAGCCAGUCUCAAUUUAUGAAGAAACUGCUCCAAAAGUUGAUCAUUUAAAAAUCAGAAUCCAUUCUUCAAACACUGCCAUGGAACAUGAGUCUCACAAAGAAAAGAGUGAAAGAAUUCAUAUGUAGGUUUACAACUAAUUACAAAUUUAGAAGAGUUUUGAUUCUGUCCAUCCUAUCUUCUGUGCUGCACUUCAGAUUUCAACUAGAAGAUUCACAGUAAUAUUCCUUACAGGUAUUUGCAGUUGUAAAAAAAAAAAACAAAAAAAAUAAUGACAUUGCUUGGUGCAAAUAAUUUCUUUUAAAUAUGACGCUGAACAGAUGAAGUCAGCUGAAUCUCCCCAACAAUGAAGGAGAGGAAAUAAGUAGAAACACUUGGUAGAUGAGUAGCCCCUGCCCAAGGUCAGUCCUUAUUUUUGCCUUUACCCAUCCCAGACCAAGGCUAAUGCAGCCUCUAUAGUUAGAACAAUUAUUAUCACAAACUUAGAUUUGCAACAUUGCUUUUAGUCACUUUUAUUAUUAUUUUGGUAAAUGCA
Erinaceus europaeus (western European hedgehog) is the source of this 9294-nucleotide messenger RNA. It is a transcript of the gene ARFGEF3, whose product is annotated as ARFGEF family member 3. Gene Ontology annotation, molecular function: guanyl-nucleotide exchange factor activity. Gene Ontology annotation, biological process: regulation of ARF protein signal transduction. The record is from RefSeq and is a predicted model, not a curated record. The transcript has 34 exons. The coding region runs from base 109 to 6717 and encodes 2202 amino acids. NCBI's taxonomy places the organism in Eukaryota, Metazoa, Chordata, Mammalia, Eulipotyphla, Erinaceidae.